Messenger RNA from Ixodes scapularis (black-legged tick), 866 nucleotides. RefSeq names its product glutathione S-transferase 1. The record is from RefSeq and is a predicted model, not a curated record. The transcript is spliced from 5 exons. The coding region runs from base 81 to 731 and encodes 216 amino acids. Lineage: Eukaryota; Metazoa; Arthropoda; Arachnida; Ixodida; Ixodidae. Gene Ontology annotation, molecular function: glutathione transferase activity. Gene Ontology annotation, biological process: glutathione metabolic process.
GAAAGGGCCGGUCCGUCCGCCGGACGCGUCAGUUGUUCGCUCGUCGCACGCCGCACCGUACGUACGCUUCGAAGUCCAAGAUGCCCGUGGACCUGUACAACCUCUAUGGCAGCCCGCCCUGCGGCCUCGUGCGCAUGCUGGCCAAGCACAUCGGCGUCGAGCUGAACGUCAAAAACGUGAACCUGGCCAAAGGCGAGAACCGCACUCCGGAGUUCCUCAAGAUGAACCCGUUCCACAAGGUGCCUACAAUUGACGACGACGGCUUUGUGCUUUACGAAAGCACCGCCAUCUGCUACUACCUGCUGAACAAGUACGCCCCGGACUCUGAGCUGUACCCCAAGUGCCCCCGGGGCCGCGCCCGCGUCGACCAGGUGCUGGCCACGAUGACCAGCACCAUCCAGCCGCCCUUCAUGGCCUUCUUCAGGCCCCGUUUCUUCACUCAGUCGAAGCCCACCGACGAGGAAGUGAAGGCACUCGAAGAGAACGUGCUUCAGGGGAUCGAGACCCUGGUGGGCGACGGCAACUACGCCCUGGGAGACAAGCUCACUCUGGCAGACCUGUCGCUGAUGGCUCACCUCAGCCUCCUCGCCGAGAUUCCCGUGUUCGACAGCGGCAAGUUCCCCAAGGUGGCCGCCUACUACGAGCGCCUGAAGGCGGAGCUGCCCUACUACGAGGAAAUCAACAGGCCCGGAAUCUCCGCUCUGGUCAACCUCUGGCCAGUGCUCAAGUGAACAGACUGCGCCGCCCGAAGCACGGCCCGUGACGCGCUUCUUCUUUCGCAUAAUUAAACACCAAAUAAAUUACUCUACCGCCGGAUCUACUUCAGUGCCUUGACUUAUAAUAAAAGUCUAAAUACAAAAUAUUAA